AUGAACGAGAUUUUUCGGGGAUCCGGGCCCGGGCCGCGGGAUCCGUGAGAUUUUUGGUCUCGGAAAGAAUUCAGAAAGAUGAGCAACAGGUCCAGGAAGGCUUCUGAUCCGGAAAAACCCGGAAAAAAAUCCCAAGAAAAAAAGACCCGAAACCAUGAACGAGAGAUUUUUUUCGGGGAUCCGGGCCCGGGCCGCGGGAUCCGUGAGAUUUUUGGUCUUGGAAAGAAUUCAGAAAGAUGAGGGACAGGUCCAGGAAGGCUUCUGAUCCGGAAAAACCCGGAAAAAAAUCCCAAGAAAAAAAGACCCGAAACCAUGAACGAGAUAUUUUUCGGGGAUCCGGGCCCGGGCCGCGGGAUCCGUGAGAUUUUGGUCUCGGAAAGAAUUCAGAAAGAUGAGCAACAGGUCCAGGAAGGCUUCUGAUCCGGAAAAACCCGGAAAAAAAUCCCAAGAAAAAGACCCGAAACCAUGAACGAGAGAUUUUUUUCGGGGAUCCGGGCCCGGGCCGCGGGAUCCGUGAGAUUUUGGUCUUGGAAAGAAUUCAGAAAGAUGAGGGACAGGUCCAGGAAGGCUUCUGA
Molecule: messenger RNA, 575 nt
Organism: Caenorhabditis auriculariae
Lineage: Eukaryota; Metazoa; Nematoda; Chromadorea; Rhabditida; Rhabditidae
Source: the annotation of a GenBank genome assembly